AUGGGCAGCUUCAAGGUCAUCAUCGCGGGUGGCGGCCUUGCAGGUGCCCUUUUGGCGAAUGGACUCAGCAACAAUGGUGUUGAGUUCAUGAUAUACGAGCGCGAUGAAGCUGACUCUAAGCGAGAAGGCUACCAGAUUCGACUUGGCCCCGGUGCGCAGGCUGGCUUCCGUGCCUGUUUGACCAGCGCCCAUAUUGACAAGAUCACCGCCAAGCUUGGAAAAUCAUCUGGUUCGCAGGCAACAGCGCCGUCCAUCUACAAUACGCAUUUCGAGGAGAUCGUCGAUCUGGCCCUUGUACCGACGUACUCGAAGUCUGCGGCCAUAAACAGGGUUGUACUGAGGGACAUACUGUUGGAUCCGAUCAAGAAGAGCGGAAAGAUAAGCUAUGGCAAGAAUGUGCAUUCUUACGAAAUUCUAUCUCAAACAAACGGCGCAGAGAAAGUGAAGGUGUUCUUCUCUGAUGGUUCUCACGAUGUCUGCGAUGUGCUUGUGGGCGCCGACGGAGCAAAUUCCCAAAUAAACAAACAACUUGGCUUGGACAACAUUCGUCUUCUCGAUAGUCAUUGGUGUUUCUGUUCGAAAGGAAGUCUACCCUUUGACCGAAUGAUGAAUUUGCCCCCCAAAUUGCGUGAAGGACCUAUUAUGGUACUCUCCAAGCGCAGCAUUUUGUAUUAUGCUCUCUAUCUUCCUGAGGAACAGACAAAAGGUAACAUUUCUGAGGCGGCUGAUUCCACGGAAUCAUUGCGAUACGAUGAAUCGGCGGCGUCUUUCUACUGGGCCCUCAAUGUUCCAGUCAGUGCACUGCCCUACAGGAAAGCUUCGGAAAUCCAGGAUCACAGACUAGUUUGUCUCGAAGCAAUCAAAGACUGGGCGCCCGAAUUUCACAACAUGCUCAGCGUUGGAGGAGAUGACCCCGAGCAUACUGACAUGCUCGUGACUCAAUUCCGUGCGAGUACGCAGCCCAGGGCGGAUUGGCGAGCAGAGGCGCGGAAGAUUGGGAAGGACAAGGGACAUCCCCGGGUGUGGGUCAUCGGGGACGCCAUUCAUGCUAUGCAACCAACCCGCGGUCAAGGAGGUAACCAGGCGUUAGCUGAUUGCGCCGACAUUCUUCCUCAGUUACUUCGCCUCGAUUCUUUGGCCAGUAUCGAUCCGGUACGUCCGACUUUCGAGGAGGUGGAAACUGCGUGUAAUAGCUACGAAAGUACAAUGACAGCACGAGCAUUCCCUUGGGUAAAGAAGAGCGGAGGUGUUAGCUUUCCAAGCGUCAAUCUCGAUGGUCUUUUGGGUAUUGCCAUACGCUCCUUGGCUAAACUAAUCGUGCCACUGCUCAAGUCAUACUACAGCUUAUUCGGCCAGAAAAAAGAAGGAUAG
This is a messenger RNA of Ascochyta rabiei, 1371 nucleotides long. RefSeq lists its product as uncharacterized. The transcript has 2 exons. The record is from RefSeq and is a predicted model, not a curated record. Gene Ontology annotation, molecular function: FAD binding. NCBI's taxonomy places the organism in Eukaryota, Fungi, Ascomycota, Dothideomycetes, Pleosporales, Didymellaceae. The coding region runs from base 1 to 1371 and encodes 456 amino acids.